Messenger RNA from Cyclopterus lumpus (lumpfish), 3386 nucleotides. RefSeq names its product oxoglutarate (alpha-ketoglutarate) dehydrogenase b (lipoamide) (gene ogdhb). The transcript has 23 exons. Gene Ontology annotation, biological process: tricarboxylic acid cycle. Bases 123 to 3119 code for a protein of 998 amino acids. Gene Ontology annotation, cellular component: mitochondrion; oxoglutarate dehydrogenase complex. Gene Ontology annotation, molecular function: oxoglutarate dehydrogenase (succinyl-transferring) activity; thiamine pyrophosphate binding. NCBI's taxonomy places the organism in Eukaryota, Metazoa, Chordata, Actinopteri, Perciformes, Cyclopteridae. The record is from RefSeq and is a predicted model, not a curated record.
GGUGCCCGAAAGCUCGCGCGACUCACCUCUCCGUCCGGCUGCUCGCUCGCCACACCGGGAGGCUCCGGAGGAAGACAACAGGGGGCGACUCCUCUGGUUGUAUAGAAGUCUAUGCUUCAGCCAUGCACCGCUUCAGGACUACGGUCUCCAGGCUCCGGCCUCUAGCGGCCGCGCAGACCGGCCCGAGCCAAUCGCAGCCCAGGCCGCCGGCGGGCGCCGGGAGCUUCAUGGCGCCGAGGGCCUCGAGGGCCCUGAACUCAUCGCCGGCCGCUCGGCCCUUUCCCAGCGGCGCCAGCUCCAACUACGUCGAGGAGAUGUUCUCCGCCUGGCUGGAGAACCCCGGGAACGUGCACGAGUCCUGGGAUGUAUUUUUCCGUAACGCCAACGCCGGAGCUCCGCAGGGACCGGCCGGUGUUGGGGCACUGGGGGGCUCCCAGUCCACUGUGGAGGACCACCUCGCGGUGCAGUCCCUCAUACGAGCGUACCAGGUGCGCGGGCAUCACGUGGCCCAGCUGGACCCCCUGGGCAUCAGCUGCGUGGACCUGGACGACGCGCCGUGUGCCGUCGGGUUCCAGAACCUCGGUUUAUACGGGCUGGCGGAGGAAGACCUGGACCAGAUGUUCCGGCUGCCCACCACCACCUUCAUCGGGGGCAGCGAGGGCUCGUUGCCCCUCAGGGAGAUCGUCCGGCGCCUGGAGAUGGCGUACUGCCAGCACAUCGGGGUCGAGUUCAUGUUCAUCAACGACGUGGAUCAGUGCCGGUGGAUCAGACAGAAGUUUGAGACACCGGGAGUCAUGCAGUUCAGCCUGGAGGAGAAGAGGACUCUCCUGGCCAGGAUGAUCCGGUCCACAAGGUUUGAGGAGUUCCUGCAGAGGAAGUGGUCCUCGGAGAAGCGGUUCGGUCUGGAGGGUUGCGAAUCGCUCAUCCCGGCCCUGAAGACCAUCAUCGACGAGUCCAGCCUGAGCGGAGUGGAGAGCGUGAUCAUGGGGAUGCCUCACAGAGGGAGGCUCAACGUUCUGGCCAACGUCAUCCGGAAGGAGCUCGACCAAAUCUUCUGCCAGUUCGACUCCAAACUGGAAGCCGCUGACGAGGGUUCUGGCGACGUGAAGUACCACUUGGGGACGUACAACAAGAGGAUGAACCGGGUCAGCGACCGGGAGGUCACCAUGUCGCUGAUGGCCAACCCGUCCCACCUGGAGGCCGUGGACCCGGUGGUGCAGGGGAAGACCAAAGCGGAGCAGUUCUACUGUGGAGACACCGAGGGCCAGAGGGUGAUGUCCAUUCUGAUCCACGGCGAUGCUGCGUUUGCAGGCCAGGGCAUCGUGUACGAGACGUUCCACCUGUCGGACCUGCCGUCCUACACCACGCACGGCACCGUGCACGUGGUGGUCAACAACCAGAUCGGCUUCACCACGGACCCCAGGAUGGCGCGCUCGUCUCCGUACCCCACGGACGUGGCGCGCGUCGUCAACGCGCCCAUCUUCCACGUCAACGCCGACGACCCGGAGGCCGUGAUGUACGUGUGCAAAGUGGCGGCCGAGUGGAGGACCGCCUUCCACAAGGACGUCGUCGUGGACCUGGUGUCUUACAGACGCAACGGCCACAACGAGAUAGACGAGCCGAUGUUCACGCAGCCACUGAUGUACAAGCGCAUCAGGAAGCAGAGGGGAGUCCUGGAGAAGUUCGCCGAAAAGGUCAUCGGCGAGGGCGUCGUGACAACGCGGGCGUACGAGGAAGAAGUCGCGAGGUACGACAAAAUAUGUGAGGAGGCUUACGCUCGCUCCAAAGAUGAGAAGAUCCUGCACAUCAAACACUGGCUGGACUCGCCGUGGCCCGAUUUCUUCACGGUGGACGGACAGCCUAAGAGUCUGAGCUGCCCGUCCACCGGCAUCAGCGAAGAAGAGCUCGGCCACAUUGGAAGCGUCGCCGCCUCCGUCCCCGUGGAGGACUUCAAGAUCCACGGAGGUCUGAGUCGCGUCCUGAAAGGCCGCGCGAACAUGGUGAGCCAGCGAGUGUGCGACUGGGCUCUGGGGGAAUAUAUGGCCAUCGGCUCUCUGCUCAAAGAGGGGAUCCACGUUCGCCUCAGCGGACAGGAUGUGGAGAGGGGCACGUUCAGCCAUCGACAUCACGUUCUCCACGACCAGAACGUUGACAAGAGGAUCUGCAUCCCGAUGAACUUCAUCUCCCCGGAUCAAGCUCCGUACACCGUCUGCAACAGCUCUCUGUCGGAGUACGGCGUGCUGGGUUUUGAACUGGGCUUCGCCAUGGCCAGUCCCAACGCACUGGUGCUGUGGGAGGCCCAGUUUGGAGACUUCCACAACACGGCCCAGUGCAUCAUCGACCAGUUCAUCAGCUCCGGUCAGUCCAAGUGGGUCCGACAGAACGGCAUCGUGCUGCUGCUUCCUCACGGCCUGGAGGGCAUGGGUCCGGAGCACUCGUCGGCCCGUACCGAACGGUUUCUGCAGAUGUGCAACGACGACCCGGAUGUUUUCCCUACUCUGACGGAGGACUUCGCGGUGCGUCAGCUGUUCGACUGCAACUGGAUCGUCGUCAACUGCUCCACUCCCGCCAACUUCUUCCACGUCCUGCGCCGGCAGAUCCUGCAGCCCUUCAGGAAGCCCCUGAUCGUGUUCACUCCCAAGUCGCUGCUGCGCCACCCGGAGGCCAAGUCCAGCUUUGACGACAUGCUUCCAGCCACACACUUCAGGCGUUUAAUCCCAGACGACGGCGACCCGGAGAAGGUGAAGAGAGUCGUUUUCUGCUCCGGCAAAAUCUACUACGAACUGAUCCGAGAGCGUGAGAACCGAGGCCUGAAGGAGGCCGUGGCGGUGGUCCGCGUGGAACAGCUGUCGCCGUUCCCCUUCGAUCUGGUGAAAGCGGAGACGGAUCGGUACCCGACCGCCGACCUGGUCUGGUGCCAGGAGGAGCACAAGAACCAGGGUUACUAUGACUACGUCAAGCCCCGCAUCCGCACCGCCAUCCAGCGCACGCGCCCCGUCCGGUAUGCGGGUCGUGACCCCGCGGCGGCUCCAGCUACCGGGAACAAACCGACUCACCUCGCCGAGCUGCGGCGUUUACUGGACGCGGCGUUCCACCUGGAGGCGGGACAAGUGGAGUAGGAGACAAGUGGAGGAGACAAGUGGAGGAGACGAGUGGAGUAGGAGACGAGUGGAGUAGGAGACGAGUGGAGUAGUAGACGAGUAGAGUAGGAGACGAGUGGAGUAGUAGACAAGUGGAGUAGGAGACGAGUGGAGGAGACGAGUGGAGUAGGAGACGAGUGGAGUAGGAGACGAGUGGAGUAGGAGACAAGUGGAGUAGGAGACGAGUGGAGUAGUAGACGAGUGGAGUAGGAGACGAGUGGAGUAGGAGACAAGUGGAGUAGGAGA